Molecule: messenger RNA, 1128 nt
Organism: Cotesia congregata
Lineage: Eukaryota; Metazoa; Arthropoda; Insecta; Hymenoptera; Braconidae
Source: the annotation of a GenBank genome assembly
AUGGAGAAAGUUGAAGAAGCUAAACAGUCUGUAAUAAUUCCGAACAAUGUUGAAAGAACUUUUUAUGAAAUUACUAUUGAAGAUAUCAAGAAAAGAAUUGAAAGGUUGGAGACUCGUAAUGAACAACUAAUAGAAAUUCAGGAGCAAGUUAAAAAUGACUCAACUUCAACCGAUGUUAAUACGACAAAUGAAAUAGCACAGCUCAACAGGGAUUUGUCAGUUGAAUUGAAUAAAAUAGCAAAUGCGCAAAAAGCUAUUGAUUUAUUAAAUAAUCAGCGACAUGAAGAACAGAAUAGACAUGACAGUAAAGUUAAUUUUAUCAAACAGAUGCAUGAUAACACGCGAAAGGAACUUUUGUGCCAGAUAAAAAUCUCAAAUGCUAAAAUAAACGCCUUGGAAGAUUUUCAUAAUAAUGAAGAGUGUAUCAGAGAAAAAAUGAGAAAAAACGAUGAUUUUUUAGUGGAAAAAGAAGAAAAGCUAAAAGCGAAAUUUAAUCAACUUGAUAUUGCAUUUAAAAUAUUUCGUGCUAAAUUGAUGGACGAUUUGAAGAUAAAAAUCUUCAAGCUGUCCGAGUCAUUAGCGAGUGAUAAUUUAAAAAAAAUUCCUCAUUCAAUUAAUAAAUUGUUCCAUGAAAAUGCUGCAAUUCGCGAUGAACUAGAUCUAAUGAAAAUUUACAUAUCUAAUAAGAAAAACUCAAGUUUGAUUACAAAAAGUCAAGAAAUUUCUAUUCUCAAUAGCAAACAGGAUAUAGUUAAUCAUUUGUCUGCUUUAAAAUCACAAAAAAGACUGAUUGAAAAAUUUUUAGAAAAUUCGGAAACAGUUAUACCUAUUUCUGAUAAAAUUCUUAGCGACUACGAUGCUCAAGUAGUUAAAUUACAGACUGGAGAGACCGAUUCCGAGGAAAAAUUAGCGCAACUAAAGUAUUCGCUAUGUUUUAAAACCUUUCAGCUCACAGAAGCACAAAAAUUACACAAUAAAGUUUGUUCGAACAUUAAAAAAUAUUCUGACACGCUGUAUGAUAUGAAAUAUGCCGUAGCAUGUGCUCUUGAGAUUGAAAAUACUGCGCCAGAAAUUUCUUCUUUAAAAGUAACCCAAUUUAUCAAACACUUAUACAAUUUAUCUAAAUAA